Molecule: messenger RNA, 652 nt
Organism: Carassius carassius (crucian carp)
Lineage: Eukaryota; Metazoa; Chordata; Actinopteri; Cypriniformes; Cyprinidae
Product: sororin-B-like
Exons: 3
Coding region: 1-531 (176 amino acids)
Source: RefSeq, a predicted model, not a curated record
AUGAGGUGGAGAGUGCUGUGUGACAGUAACAAGGAGAAUGUGUCUGGAUCAUCUGCAGUGGUGAAGUCGUCUCCAGCUGUAGCAUCGGUCCUCUCGCCCGUCCUGCCUCCUCCGUCUCCAUCAGUGUCUGUACUGCACAGAGAGCCGGAGCAGGUCCCCGUUUGGCCCCUAAGAGUGCGGCGCUCCUACAGUCGCCAGAGUCUAAGGGACCGGUCCUUCGACAGCCCUAACGCCCGUCCUGCUCCUCCCUCUUCUCCCAACACCCCAGACACCCUGUUUGGUUUCGAGAGGCUUCAGACGCCAGAGGUGAUGCGCACCGCUGCUGUGGGCUCCUUCGACCUCUCCGCUGCGGAUGACAGCGUGUCCGAGACUCCAGAGAUCGAUCCCAACAUCCCCGGUGUGUGUCUGGAGAAGAAGACGGCCAGGAGGAAGCAUGUCCAACAGAUGAAGAUGUCGGAGCUCGACCUUCUUGCCACGGAGAUGAAUGCAGAGUUUGAGGAAGCAGAAAGUUUUGAACUGUUUGUUGAAUAAAGAGCCACGCGCUCAGGACAUUUCCAUGUCACACUGCUUUGUCAUCAUCAUCCCGUUUACUGCCCUUAAAUCUUUACUGAAAGCUUGUUUUAAGAGUUAGUUGUUCUGAUAUAAUCUGAUU